Molecule: messenger RNA, 3348 nt
Organism: Cyclospora cayetanensis
Lineage: Eukaryota; Apicomplexa; Conoidasida; Eucoccidiorida; Eimeriidae
Product: leucine--tRNA ligase
Exons: 4
Coding region: 163-3348 (1061 amino acids)
Biological process (GO): leucyl-tRNA aminoacylation
Cellular component (GO): cytosol
Molecular function (GO): ATP binding; aminoacyl-tRNA deacylase activity; leucine-tRNA ligase activity
Source: RefSeq, a predicted model, not a curated record
CCCGUCCAGGAGGUAGAGCGACGUUGGGUGGAAUAUUACGCCCAGCGCUCUGCUGAGUUCUCCCCAGACCUACCACAGCCAUGCAGCCCGGCAGCAGCAGCAUGUGAAGUGAAGCAAAAUGAGGAAGGCGUCCCUAAAGGCAAAAAGUUCUACGUUCUCUCGAUGAUACCCUACCCCUCAGGCAGCGGCCUCCACAUGGGUCACUGUUACACCUACGCCUUAGCCGAUGUUGCUGCUCGCUACCAACGGCUGCGGCUUCGUGCCGACAUGUUGGAGGCUCAAGUAGAAGCGGCACGCUGUCCUACUCCUGCUUGCUCGGCCGCUGUUCAGGAUCAGCAAGGACAAAUUGGGGACGGGCGACCUCCCCAGCCAAAUGUGUUGCACGCUAUCGGCUGGGAUUCGUUUGGGUUGCCCGCAGAGCAGCACGCAAGGGAACGAGGAGAGCCUCCCGCAUCCGUUGUCGCUGCCAACAUCAACGUCUUCAGACGUCAGCUGCAGCGCCUGGGGAUCAGCGUAGACUGGCGGAGAGAGAUCGCGACCAGCAACCCUGAGUUCUUUCGUUGGACGCAGUGGGCGUUCAUUCAAAUGCUGAAGAGGGGAUUGGCCUACGAGGCAAAUGCUGAGGUUAACUGGUGCCCAGCACUGGGCACAGUGCUGGCUAACGAAGAGCUCACACCAGAGGGCCUGAGCGAGAGAGGGCGAUUUCCUGUUGAAAAGCGGCAACUGCGACAGUGGCACCUGAAGCUGUUGGCCUAUGCAGAUCGGCUGCUUGCUGGUUUGUCUUUUCUGGACUGGCCUGCUGACGUUCUGCGGAUGCAGCGUCACUGGAUAGGCAAGGUUGUGUAUCUGCGGCUUAGCCUAGAGCUAACGAACGGCCAGGCCCCUCUGCCUGCUCUGCUUCUGGCCCCUGAGCACCUUUAUGGUUGCUCAGGGGUGGUGUUGCAUCCUUGCCACCCCGUUUCUAGAAGGCUAUAUGGCACUGCGCAGGACAAACACCGUAUCGACGAGUACAUAAAAGCCAGAGAGAAGGGGUUAUACCCUCAGAACGUAGAGAUCCAGAAGGGUGUGUUCACCGGAGUCUACGCGCGCCAUCCAGUUACAAGCUACCUAAUGCCUGUUAUUGUAUCUGACACCUUGGAGCACAUGCCAGAGUUUGGACUGCAGAUUACUGCGUCGGAUGGCGUGCUUGUCUCUCCUGCCAAGCACUCGUUUGUAGCUCCUCUCACUGCUGCAGGCUUGCUGCCUGUGUCACCCGGUGGGAAACCUCUGAGACAGAGACCUGCGGGGGCCCCCCAGGCAGCGGCGUCGGAGGAACGGCUUCGAGGGAUGCAGGCAGACUUGAGGGAAGCGGAAGACCAGGCAGUUCGGUGGCUGGCAGCGACGGGUCGGGGAGAGAAAGUGACGCGCUAUCGACUCAAAGAUUGGGUGUUCAGCAGGCAGCGGUACUGGGGAGAGCCAAUCCCGGUUUUGCGCGUUUGUGGGAUUACAAAAAAGAGUGCAUCUAGAGCGGGGAAUACAGAGGAAGCCAAUGAGGGCCCUACCAUCACAGAGCAGUCUCACGAGGUCGUUGUGCCGCUGCCAGAGAGUGAACUUCCGCUUACCCUCCCUCCCUUCCGUGCAGAUUUCAGCAGCAGCCUCUCCGCCGCAGAGACCGCUACUCCCGUUAAGGCCGAAGCCCCCAGCCAAUUGCUGUCGAGAAAGAGCAGCAUCCAUCAUGGGACUAGGCCUCCCGAAAGUGUUUUUGGGCGUACGGAGGCCGUUGCAGCGCUGGACCGCUACACAGAAUGGGUGUGGCAGGAAGCUUCUUCAUUUGGUGACUCCUUAGCGGAGAAGAAGCGACCCUGUGGAAAACCCCUGUUUUUUCGGGAAACGUGCACCAUGCCUCAGUGGGCAGGGAGCAGUUGGUACCACCUACGCUUCCCUGAUCCCUUCAACCGAGAGGCCCUCGCUAAACCGUCGCUUCUGGAAUAUUGGCUUCCGGUGGACUUAUAUGUGGGAGGAAAGGAGCACGCAGUAACGCACCUUGUCUAUGCCAGGUUCUGGCACAAGAUGCUCGCAGAUAUUGGAGCUGCUUGCGGGGAGGAACCCUUCAAGCGUCUCCUCACCCCAGGGGUCAUUCUGGGGGUUCCACGGCACUACUUACUCAGGCGGGCAGACACGGACGCUCUCGUGAGUGCAGCAGAUGUUGAUCUAUAUGAUGCAGCUGUCGCGUCUCUUGAACAUACUCCUGCAGCGCCGGAGGGUCCACGGAGCUCUCCUGCAAGGGUUACCUGUGGUGUACAUACGCCAUCUGGCGCAGAAGUAUACGCAGAGACCCUCCCACCAUCCUCUAGGGCCGUUAGGAAAACGGAUACGGGCACUUGGGUCUUUUCAUGUCAACAACAAACACAAGGACAAUUACAAAGCUCUCCACCUGCACCAUCAGCAGCAGCGAACGCAGACACCUCGAGGUCUGCCAAGGUAAAAGGAGACGAGCUCUUCCAGCUGCUCACGCUGUCGGAGAAGAUGUCUAAAUCAAGAGGCAACGCUGUCUCCCCAGAUUCGGUACUUGAGGAGCAAGGAGCCGACGUACUACGCAUACACCUCAUGGCAUUGGGCCCUGUGGCCACUACCAAGGUCUGGCGAGAGGAGGGCCUCUCAGGGGCUUCUCGCUUCCUGAAACGCAUUUGGACUAUAUUUGUCUCUCCAGUAGGUGCCCAUUCUGCGACAGGUGGAGGUUCUUAUGGGAGUGCCAGGCAGUCCAUAGGGUCUUCGUCCGCUGCACUGCGCGGAAUAAUAGCCAAGCCGAUCUCGGAAGGGGAGAAAAAGGUGCUCUCUUCCCUCGUGAGGGCUGUCACACAGAAUCUAGAGCGAAUGCAAGUGAAUCGGGCUGUAGCGGCGCUGAUCGUAGGCUUUCGAGAGAUUCAGCGUCAGCAGGAGAAGCAGGGAGGAACCCUAUCUGUCAGCGCAGCAAAAGAUUUGUUGACGCUGCUGCAUCCCUUCGCACCUUUUAUAACCGAAGAGCUCUGGGCAAGGCUCCAAGCAGAAUUUGCCCAAGCCUUUCGCUAUCCAUCUUGGACCCUUGCAGCGUCGGGGGAGUGGCCGAAUUCGUCGCCACAUGCAGACAUGACUGACGAGCUGGAAGGAACGAGCGGAGGGGUACAGAUAUCUGUACAGCUAAACGGACGGCACAAGCUUUGUGUGCUAGUGCCUGUGGCCGAAACUGAUACUGCAGAGUCCCUCAUAGAAGCAGUAAAGGCGGCGCCUCCGGUGAAGCAGAGGCUUCAAAGGGAGACAGACAAGGGAAGGGGCCUUCAUAAGGUCUUUGCAAAGCCGGAGGCAAGGCUGGUCAACUUCGUCUUUAGCUAG